CACACUAGACUAUGGCAAAGAACACAAGGCAGAAAGAGUGAGGUCACACCUCCACACUGAAAGACGGUCCCCUCCUGUAAUAGUUUGAUACAGGCCACAUAUUCAUCUGUUAGAUGUGGACAACGAGAAAAUGUAUGGAGAUUAUCAGUGUCUGUCAGAUAGAUCAAAACUGUUGCUUUUGCUGAAUUUGCUUUAUUGACCUGGACAGAAUUACAGUUUAUUUUUGGACCAGGACUGUUGAACAGGUCAAAUAUGAUGCCAGACGAGUAUUUGGUGGAGUGUAAUAUUGAUGAUGAUGACGAAGAAUAUGAUGAUGAUGUGAAGAAGAUCCACCCGUCUCCGCCUCCUCCCCCACAGUUCUCCUCCACAUCGUCCCUCACUCAGGGUGAGAUCAGGGAUCCCUGUGGCCUCAACAAACACUUGAAGAUAGAGUUCAGCGACGUUUUGGCAGAGCCCGUCUCCACACACAGCUACGACCGCGUGUGGGUGUACAGCAGCAUCGGCUUCGAGUCCGCGCGGCUCUGGGGUUACCGCUGCCUCACAGCGCUGUGUGUGCUUCCGCUCUCAUGUCUCUGUGGGGGUCUCUUUGCCCUACUGGCCUGUAUGCACAUCUGGUGUGUGAUGCCCUGUAUUCAGGUGUUUCAUAGCUGCCUGCCCUGUGUGAGGUCACUGUGGAUGAGUGUGGUUAACAUCUUCAUCGCUCCGUUCUGCACAUCUGUGGCUCGCUGUUGCAGUGGUAUAUAUGUGGUGUUCUCCAAAGAGUGACGAAACACAAGGAGGAAUCGGAAGAAGCUUGUCAAACUGCUUUUCUCUCAAUUACAAAACAUUAAUCAAUGGAAUACCUGAAUGGAUUUUUUUGCUAUUUAAAGCUGUGUUUAAAUAACCAUGAGACAUUCAAAGAAGAGGAUUACAUGUUAUUAAAUAGAUUUUUACAUGUUAUUAAAUAGAUAAUUAAUAAUUUGUAACAAAUUCUGCAUGGGUUUGUCAUAUGUACGAAGCUACAAUAAGCCUAUAGUCUAGUUUUUUUUUCAUUCAAUUUGUUAAUAUUUAUUUCUCUCUCUCUCUCUGAUAUUUGAUAUAAUGAACAACUGUCAUGUAUGUCUGUUUUGAAGGUUGCCACGUCAUACAUGUAGGCUAUUUUAUUAAAACAACCACUUAGCCUGCAUCUUGAACAUACAAGCCGCAUGCUCUCUCAUUUACUCCAGUCUUCAGUGUCACAUGUUACUUCAGAAAUCACUCUAAUAUG
This is a messenger RNA of Sinocyclocheilus anshuiensis, 1246 nucleotides long. RefSeq names its product caveolin-2-like. Gene Ontology annotation, molecular function: molecular adaptor activity. The record is from RefSeq and is a predicted model, not a curated record. NCBI's taxonomy places the organism in Eukaryota, Metazoa, Chordata, Actinopteri, Cypriniformes, Cyprinidae. Gene Ontology annotation, cellular component: focal adhesion; sarcolemma; caveola. The transcript is spliced from 4 exons. Gene Ontology annotation, biological process: cell differentiation; regulation of cytosolic calcium ion concentration; caveola assembly. Bases 253 to 765 code for a protein of 170 amino acids.